Molecule: messenger RNA, 445 nt
Organism: Penaeus monodon (black tiger shrimp)
Lineage: Eukaryota; Metazoa; Arthropoda; Malacostraca; Decapoda; Penaeidae
Product: ribonuclease P protein subunit p14-like
Biological process (GO): tRNA 5'-leader removal
Cellular component (GO): ribonuclease P complex
Source: RefSeq, a predicted model, not a curated record
AGUUAUCUUCCUGUUUACCACUCGAUGUACUGAAGUUUAAUGAGAAGACCGGAACAGUGAUCCUCCGAGUUCCAAAGGACAAUUAUGCCAAGGUACGGGCUGCAUUAACGGUGUGCCCGUCCAUGAGAGUUGGCAUGGUCGACGUUCCUGUUAUUUAUACCACACAACAAGCCUCUUCCUGUCUUCUGUCCUUAGCUGGGCCGGAGCGUAGUAUUAUAUGAGCGCACUUGGUGUUAAGGAAGGGGAUUGCAACUAGAAGGACUGUGUGGUAUUUUGUGUUUUGUUAGCAAUACAGAAAUGUUUGAUUGUGUGAAAUGAAAUUGUUUGUUUUUCUUUUUGUAUAUUGAAAAAAGAUAAAGAGGAUUAUGUUGCUGUACUAUUUUUCACUCAUAGUAGAUUAUCAGACAUAAUUUUACAGUUUUGAUUAAUAAAAUUAUUUUUGAAA